Messenger RNA from Bipolaris victoriae FI3, 354 nucleotides. RefSeq lists its product as hypothetical. NCBI's taxonomy places the organism in Eukaryota, Fungi, Ascomycota, Dothideomycetes, Pleosporales, Pleosporaceae. Gene Ontology annotation, cellular component: membrane. The coding region runs from base 1 to 354 and encodes 117 amino acids. The record is from RefSeq and is a predicted model, not a curated record. The transcript has 3 exons.
AUGGUAAGUAGAUGUUCUGGCGAUUCCUUUGGCUUCAGCUCUCUCGGAAACAUUGCUCUGGUCCUCGGUACCCUCACCGCUGGAGGUGGAAUUACCGGAUACGUCAGGACUGGAUCUGUGCCUUCAAUCGCAGCUGGUUGCACUGUCGGCUUACUGUACAUCCUCGGUGGCCUUCGUGUCAAUAGCCGCGCUGCCUAUGGUGUUGAACUCGCUCUUCUCGCCUCCGUCAUCUUGGCUGGUAGCUCUAUCCCGCGCGCAAUCAAGUCUGGAAAGCCUCUACCUAUCGGAUUGAGUAUUCUGGCGACUUUUGGCCUCUGGACUUUUGGAAAUGCCUUUAUGAGCAAGCGCGCUUGA